UGGGAUCCUGACCUGAGCCAAAGGCAGACGCUUAACCGACUGAGCCACCCAGGCGCCCCUCAAAUAAAUAAAAUCUUUGAAAAAAGAUAGAAAGAGAGAGAGAGAAGACAAAAAGGGGAAAUAGGCUGACUGCUUCCGACCAGCCCUCCCUGAUGUCAGUACCUCAACAAGGCUAAGUCAGUGCUUCUUGACCAGGCCUCAGCUUUGUGGGGCUGGUACAGAAUUUCAUCUCCACUCCCUGGGGUAACCAGGCCUAGGCAACCAAAACACAAUUUCCCAAAACUCACAGAUGACUGAAGGAGCUGUGUGUGAGCUCGCCCAUUUGCCAGUUAACCACAAGGUAUUUCUCUCUGGCCAGAUUCCAGAUGUGGGUCUUAGCUUAGAACCUUUGUGGUGGGCAUUCCUUUAAAGUGGCCUUCUUACAGACAUGGGUCACAAGUUAUCUUAGUAAGCAAAGAAUUAGAACAACGGUAAUUAGAUGUUUUUGAGAAAUAUUGUCAUUCAGCUGGGGGAGCUGGAUUUGUUUCCAUUCUUCAAAUCAGGAUGUCUAGAAAAUCAGGAUUAGGGCUUUCAAACCAGAGAUGAAUCUCCUUUGAACCAGCUCUAUAUGUCCUGAAAAUUCUUGUUUCUCAGCCUGCCUUUAACUGCACUCCAUACAGUGUACUUUGGACCAUCAGAUUGGAUAUGUUGGAUGAUUGGAUUAACUUAAAACUUCUUUUGCAUUAAAUGCAUUCCGGUUCUGAACAUAGAUCCUAAUUGAUCACCUUGAUUAGACUGAGAAACUCUGGUCUCAAAAUCUAUUCUCCUGGGGAGUGCCUCCAGAAGCAUUCUAGUCCCUGUGUCUCCACUUAUAAAUUGGCACUUAAUUUGAAUUAUUUGGCAGGUGGCUAAAAGCAUCUGUUCUUUAUUGAUUUUGAUGGAUUCCAUUUCAGAGAGUGACUUUUUUGACCUUGUUACCAAAUUCAAGGGAAAGACACCAUAAUGUAACCCUCCUACACAUUACCAAAAUAUUAAAGUUUCCAAAUUUAUAUUUACAAAUUUAUUUUAUAUAUAUAUGUAUAUUUAUAUAUCCAUCCUUGGGAAAGAGCAUGAGAAUUAAGAACUUCAGGAUAGGGGCACCUGGCUUGCUCAGUCAGAGGAGCAUAUGACUCUUGAUCUCGGGGUCAUGAGUUCAAGCCCCACGUUGUCUAUAGAGAUUACUAAAAAUAAGUACACUUAAAAAAAAAAAAGAACUUAAGGAUAAUAAAAAUACAAAACUAAAAAAAGGAAAGAAAGAAAGAGGCACGGAACUCCCUGGCAGGUGACAGGAGCAGUCAUGAUGCCUCCGUCCACAGGGCCUGUGAGGUAUGUCUGGUCAAUGGAAGAUGUAAUAGCAAUGUCCUCAGGCUUGCUCCCACCUCUGCCCUUCCUCCAAGGCCACCUUCUCUGUGCUGCUCUUCUAGUUGGCUCCCUUAUUAUCUGUCCUACUGAACUUCCCUUGGCCUCUCACCUUUGGUCCCUCCCAUUGCCCAGCUGUCUGCCACCCACAUUCCCCUGGAUCAUCCACGUGGUCUUUUACUUGGCCCCAUCCCACCUUCCCUCCCUCUUUUCCCUUCAGUUUCUGGCUCCUGUUUGCAGGCCUGCUGCCCACAGCUUCUUGGCCUACAGAAGAUGGCUAUGAAGCGAGAGACAAGGUUGCAGCCAAGCCCCAUGUCUACUGCGUGAGCAUCGGUGACUCCUGGAAUCUUCUGAAGAGUCUCCCUCUCUGCUGUGUGGUUCCUCUUCCUCGGCAUGUGCCCUUCUACAAGCCCUCUGUUACUUAAUCAGAAAUCGCCUGACCUUCACUUUUGCUCCUUACCAUCUCUCUGUACUUGCUAAUACUCCUCUCCUUUCUUCAUCUCUCUGUAUUCCUUUACCUUUCCUGUGGCUCUGCUCACCCAUCUACAUAGAAAGGCCAAGGUGACAGGGACUGGCAGUCAGCAAAGCACAUCACAGCAACAGUGACAGCCAUUUACUGAACACCUACUAUGUGCCAGGUGCUGUGCUGGGCACUGAGAACAGGGCAGUGAACAAAGCAGACCAAACCCAUACCCUCAGGGGAAGCUUACAUUGUACUGGGAGGAGACAGGCAAUAAAGAAGGUAAUACAGGAGACAGAAUGUCAAGUGAGGUUAAAUGCUUUGGAGGAAACUUAGGAAGGUGGAUGCAGAGCGUAUAGGGAUGGGAGCUGUACGUUUAGAUUAGUUGUUUAGAGAAGUCCUCACUGAGAAGUUGAUAUUUGCGUAAAGAUCAGAAGGAGGUGAGGGAGUGACCAGGAAGAUAUUUGGGGGAAGAGCCUUCCAGACAGAGCGAAUGGCAAGUGCACAGGCCCGGAGCUAAGACUGUGUCUGGCAGGUCUGAGGACAGGCCGGGAGGCCAGGGUGGCUCCAGGGGAGUGAGCGAGAAGGAAGGGGAACCGAUGGGGCAGGGUGUGGUGUGCUGGAUCCUUUGCACCACUCUGAGCAAGGGGGACAGCCACACACCUAUUUCCACCUGAAGCCCCCUCCACUUAUAAAGUGCUUUGAGGCCAAAUGGAUGAAUACUGUAAAAUGGGAAAUGCCCAUAGCCCAAAGGAGUUUUGUACCCAGCCACCUUUUUCCUUCAAUCACCAUGAAGUGGUAAGCCCCAUCUCUUCACCAUCCCCUUCUCUGGAAAGCAAAUGUGUUGAUCUGCCCUCCUGUCCCCCCACCCCCACUCUGUCUGUGAGAGCCUUGCCUGCCACCUGCCCCGUGACACUCCGCAGCACUUUGCCGAGGUGGAGGGAUGGCUAAGGCAUCUGAAAGUGGUUCAGUUGGGAGGAAGAGCUGAGGGAUGAUGCAUCUGACCUGUGCAAAACCAGAUUGGCUUCUGUAGUCGUUUUGCACAGAAAUCCAGAAUCUCAGCCGGAAUGUCAGUGGUGAGGAUGAGGGUGAGGGUGGGAGAGGGGAGCAGAGUUCCAGGUGGGGGGCGAGCGGUAGCCGCUGUUGCCUGGCGAGCCUGGGCAGCAGCAGCCAGGACCCAGGAGAGCCUGGCUGUGUCCUCCAGCAAGUUCUGCACCGCAGACACUCUGCAGUCACAUGGAGCCUGCUCACUGCAGUGCGAGGCACCUCUGACUCGCAGGCAUCGCUCGGCUUGGAAGGGAGAUGCUGCCGGGGGCUGGGAAGCUGUCUCCCAGGGCACCGGCAGUGGCACCUUUCCCUGCUGGCGGGGCUCAGGGCUGCCUGCUGGCAAGUGAAGAGGGAAUGCAGACCCUCACCAUCGGCCCUGGAAGGGGCCACGCCUACUUAUUUGGAGGGUCAUCUGCUGUUGUCCUUCUCUACGGUUCUUCGUCCUGCCUCUGGAGCUCUGCGCCACCAGGAGGGCUCAGGGACUGUCCUCCCUCCCCGUGACCCUCUGCAGUCCCCGUGGGGCACAGAAUAGGAAGAUCGGUUGCUCUGUGUUCCCUUUCGUUGGGGAAAAGUCAUUUUGCAUCCAAAACCUUGUUUGAUUCUCACAAUAACCUCGUGGAACAGGGAGGCAAGCUAUGGUUAUUCCCUUCUGGUGGAAUUUGGCCCCACGUCUCCUGGGUAUCAGCCAGACUCUCAAACCUCUGUUAACUACUAUAGAGCCUCUCUCCAUCCCCCCCCCGCCCCCCAAAUGAGUAUAGAGCACAGUUUGGGAAGAAAACUCAGGGUUCGUAUAUCCAGGUGAGCCUCAGCACAUGUGUCUCAUGAAGAUAGAGUUUGAUUUCUGCUGACACGUGCUGAGGGAUGCCUACCAGGACCCCUGUGCUUGCCUUGGGCCGCCGCUGAGGAUGCCCAGGAGCGACAGAGCCCUCAAGUACGGAUACCUGCCUGCUUCUGUGUGUGUGAGGGUGUUUUCUGAUUACAUAUGUUACAUAAACUCUAACAAAUGUAAUACAUACGUAACCAAAAAAAAGAAAAAUUCCCCCAAUUUCACCUCCACACCUACCCCAGGAUUACCACCAGCAGUGUCGUGGAUGUCUCUUCAGAUCGUUCUUGCUUUUCAUACUUUUCCCAAAUGAAUACAGGCCUGCAUUACUGCUUUCAAAAACCAAAAUAGGAUUGAACCAUAAAUAGUGUCCCACAUUUUUUUUUCUUAGUUAUAUAUCUUGGAGACGCUCUCCUAUCAGUACUUCCAGCUGCCUCUCCCAUGCGAUGGCGCAGGUCUUCUGUAGUAGAGAUGCCGGUGCAGCUGACGACAGCCCUGCGUGUGGUGGGCACCAGCCUGUUUGCCCUGGCGGUGCUGGGUGGCAUCCUGGCAGCUUAUGUAACAGGCUACCAGUUCAUUCACACAGAAAAGCAUUAUCUGUCCUUUGGCCUGUACGGUGCCAUCCUGGGCCUGCACCUGCUCAUCCAGAGCCUGUUUGCCUUCCUGGAGCACCGGCGCAUGCGGCGGGCAGGUCGGCCGCUGAAACUGCCAGCCCCGUCGCAGCGCUCCGUGGCACUCUGCAUUGCCGCCUACCAGGAGGACCCCGACUAUCUGCGCAAGUGCCUGCGCUCAGCCCAGCGCAUCGCCUUCCCUGACCUCAAGGUGGUCAUGGUGGUGGAUGGCAAUCGCCAGGAGGACGCCUACAUGCUGGACAUCUUCCAUGAGGUGCUAGGUGGCACUGAGCAAGCUGGCUUCUUUGUGUGGCGCAGCAACUUCCAUGAGGCGGGUGAGGGGGAGACCGAGGCCAGCCUUCAGGAGGGCAUGGACCGUGUGCGGGAUGUGGUGCGAACCAGCACCUUUUCGUGCAUCAUGCAGAAAUGGGGAGGCAAGCGAGAGGUCAUGUACACGGCUUUCAAGGCUCUUGGCGAUUCAGUGGACUACAUCCAGGUGUGUGACUCUGACACUGUGCUGGAUCCAGCCUGCACCAUCGAGAUGCUUCGAGUCCUGGAGGAGGACCCCCAAGUAGGGGGAGUUGGAGGAGAUGUCCAAAUCCUCAACAAGUAUGACUCGUGGAUCUCCUUCCUGAGCAGUGUGCGGUACUGGAUGGCCUUCAAUGUGGAGCGGGCCUGCCAGUCCUACUUUGGCUGUGUGCAGUGUAUUAGUGGGCCCUUGGGCAUGUACCGCAACAGCCUCCUCCAGCAAUUCCUGGAGGACUGGUACCAUCAGAAGUUCCUAGGCAGCAAGUGCAGCUUCGGAGAUGACCGCCACCUCACCAACCGAGUCCUGAGCCUCGGCUACCGGACUAAGUAUACAGCGCGCUCUAAGUGCCUCACAGAGACUCCCACUAAGUACCUCCGGUGGCUCAACCAGCAGACCCGCUGGAGCAAGUCUUACUUCCGGGAGUGGCUCUACAACUCUCUCUGGUUCCAUAAGCACCACCUCUGGAUGACCUACGAAUCAGUGGUCACAGGUUUCUUCCCCUUCUUCCUCAUUGCCACGGUCAUACAGCUUUUCUACCGAGGCCGCAUCUGGAAUAUUCUCCUCUUCCUGCUGACAGUGCAGCUGGUGGGCAUUAUCAAGGCUACCUAUGCCUGCUUCCUUCGGGGCAAUGCAGAAAUGAUCUUCAUGUCCCUCUAUUCCCUUCUCUAUAUGUCCAGCCUCCUGCCAGCCAAGAUCUUUGCCAUUGCUACCAUCAACAAGUCUGGCUGGGGCACUUCUGGCCGAAAAACCAUCGUGGUGAACUUCAUUGGCCUCAUCCCUGUGUCCAUCUGGGUGGCGGUCCUUCUAGGGGGCCUGGCCUAUACAGCUUAUUGCCAGGAUCUGUUCAGUGAGACGGAGCUAGCCUUCCUGGUUUCUGGGGCCAUCCUGUACGGCUGCUACUGGGUGGCCCUCCUCAUGUUGUAUCUGGCCAUAAUUGCCCGGCGAUGUGGGAAGAAGCCAGAGCAGUAUAGCUUAGCUUUUGCGGAGGUGUGACACAGCCCCCAAGCAGAGUGGGAA
Molecule: messenger RNA, 5864 nt
Organism: Ailuropoda melanoleuca (giant panda)
Lineage: Eukaryota; Metazoa; Chordata; Mammalia; Carnivora; Ursidae
Product: hyaluronan synthase 3
Exons: 4
Coding region: 4149-5840 (563 amino acids)
Biological process (GO): extracellular matrix assembly; hyaluronan biosynthetic process; protein secretion
Cellular component (GO): plasma membrane
Molecular function (GO): hyaluronan synthase activity
Source: RefSeq, a predicted model, not a curated record